GCCCGCCGGGAGCGCCGCGCCGGGUCGGGCCUGCGCCGCCGCCGCCGCCGCCGCGCCGACCAUGUCGACGGCCAAGGAGAACCCGUGCAGGAAAUUCCAGGCCAACAUCUUUAACAAGAGCAAGUGUCAGAACUGCUUCAAGCCCCGCGAGUCGCAUCUGCUCAACGACGAGGACCUGACGCAGGCAAAACCCAUUUAUGGUGGCUGGCUGCUCCUGGCUCCAGAUGGGACCGACUUUGACAACCCAGUGCACCGGUCUCGGAAAUGGCAGCGACGGUUCUUCAUCCUUUACGAGCAUGGCCUCUUACGCUACGCCCUGGAUGAGAUGCCCACAACCCUCCCUCAGGGCACUAUCAACAUGAACCAGUGCACGGAUGUGGUGGAUGGUGAAGGCCGCACGGGCCAGAAGUUCUCCCUGUGCAUUCUGACACCUGAGAAGGAGCAUUUCAUCCGGGCAGAAACCAAGGAGAUCAUCAGCGGGUGGCUGGAGAUGCUCAUGGUCUACCCCAGGACUAACAAGCAGAACCAGAAGAAGAAACGGAAAGUGGAGCCCCCCACACCACAGGAGCCUGGGCCUGCCAAGGUGGCUGUCACCAGCAGCAGCAGCAUCCCCAGUGCUGAAAAAGUCCCCACCACAAAGUCCACACUCUGGCAGGAAGAAAUGAGAGCUAAGGACCAGCCAGAUGGGAACAGCCUGAGUCCAGCUCAGAGUCCCAGCCAGAGCCAGCCUCCUGCUGCCAGCAACCUGCGGGAACCUGGGCUGGAGAGCAAAGAAGAGGAGAGCACCAUGAGUAGCGACCGCAUGGACUGUGGCCGCAAAGUCCGAGUGGAGAGUGGCUACUUCUCCCUGGAGAAAACCAAGCAGGACUUGAAGGCCGAGGAGCAGCAGCUGCCCCCACCGCUCUCCCCUCCCAGCCCCAGCACCCCCAACAACAGGUAUAGUUGCCCCGAAUCACCCUCGCAGGAACUCGGCUGUCCCCUUCCUUCCCCAGGUCCUCGGCCCUCCAGCCGAAUGGUCUGCAGCAUCUCCAUCAGCUCCUUGGACAUGGCUGGCCGGCCCCCCGCCCACAUCGACUCCGGCAGCGCUGGGGGGCGGGGGACAGAGAGACUGGGGAGCACCUUUGCCUUUAAAGCCAGCAGGCAGUAUGCUGCCCUGGCCGACGUCCCUAAGGCCAUCAGGAUCAGCCACCGAGAAGCCUUCCAGGUGGAGAGAAGGCGGCUGGAGCAUAGGACCCGGGCCCGGAGCCCUGGCAGGGAAGAGGUGGCCCGUCUAUUUGGCAACGAGCGGAGGAGGUCCCAGGUAAUUGAGAAAUUCGAGGCUUUGGACAUUGAGAAGGCAGAGCACAUGGAGACCAAUGCAUCAGCUGGGCCCUCUUCAUCAAGUGACACUCGCCAGGGCCGCAGUGAAAAGAGGGCCUUCCCCAGGAAGCGGGACUUCAACAGUGAAGCCCCCACAGCUCCUCUCUCGGAUACCUCGGCUUCCCCCCUUUCUCCACACCGAAGAGCCAAGUCACUGGACAGGAGGUCCACGGAGUCCUCCAUGACGCCCGACCUGCUGAAUUUCAAGAAAGGUUGGCUGACCAAACAGUACGAGGACGGUCAGUGGAAGAAACACUGGUUUGUCCUGGCUGAUCAAAGCCUGAGAUACUACAGGGAUUCUGUGGCUGAGGAGGCAGCUGACUUGGAUGGGGAAAUUGACUUGUCUACAUGUUAUGACGUCACAGAGUAUCCAGUCCAGAGAAAUUAUGGCUUCCAGAUACAUACAAAGGAGGGCAAGUUCACCCUGUCAGCCAUGACAUCCGGGAUCCGGAGGAACUGGAUCCAGACCAUCAUGAAGCAUGUGCAUCCAACCACUGCCCCAGACGUGACCAGUUCACUGCCAGAGGAAAAGAGCAAGAGCAGCUCCUCUUUUGAGACCUGCCCCAAGCCGAGUGAGAAGCAAGAGACCGAGCUGGGAGAGCCAGACCCUGAGCAGAAGAGGAGCCGCGCUCGGGAGCGGAGGCGGGAAGGCCGCUCCAAGACCUUUGACUGGGCCGAGUUCCGCCCCAUCCAGCAGGCCCUGGCUCAGGAGAGGGCCAGCACCACGGGGCCCACAGAUGCCCACGAGCCUGGGCACCCUGAGUCAGAGCUGGGCGAGCUGGAGCGGGAGCGCACACGGCGGCGGGAAGAGCGCCGCAAGCGCUUCGGGGUGCUCGACACCGUGGAUGGGAUGGGCUCCGAUGACGCAGCCCUACGCAUGGAGGUCGAUCGGAGCCCAGGACUGCCUGUGACCUCUGACCUCAAGACGCAGAAUGUCCAUGUGGAGAUUGAGCAGCGGUGGCACCAGGUGGAGACCACCCCUCUCCGGGAAGAAAAGCAGGUGCCCAUUGCCCCCCUUCACCUGUCAUCCUCUGAGGACGGAAGUGACCGGCUCUCCACACACGAGCUAACCUCUCUGCUGGAGAAGGAGCUGGAACAGAGCCAGAAGGAGGCCUCAGACCUUCUGGAGCAGAACAGGCUCCUGCAGGACCAGCUGAGGGUGGCCCUGGGCCGAGAACAGAGUGCCCGGGAAGGCUAUGUGCUACAGACUGAAGUGGCCACCUCCCCAUCGGGUGCCUGGCAGAGGCUCCAUAGAGUCAACCAGGAUCUCCAAGUUGAGCUCGAAGCCCAGUGCCAGCGCCAGGAGCUCAUCACGCAGCAGAUUCAGACCCUGAAACGUAGCUAUGGGGAGGCCAAGGAUGCGAUCCGGCACCACGAGGCCGAGAUCCGGAGCCUCCAGGCUCGGCUCAGCAAUGCUGCCGCUGAGCUGGUCAUCAAGGAGCAGGCUCUGACCAAGCUCAAGGGCGACCUAAAGCUGGAGCAGGGCAGGGUCCGCGAGCAGCUGGAGGAGCGGCAGCACAGCGAGGCUGCACUGAGUGGCCAGCUGCGGGCCAGUGAACAGAAGCUCAAGAGCGCUGAGGCCCUGCUGCUAGAGAAGACACAGGAGCUGCGGGACCUGGAGAUGCAGCAGGCGCUGCAGCGGGACCGGCAGAAGGAGGUGCAGAGGCUGCAGGAGCGCAUUGCCAACCUCAGCCAGCAGCUGGGUGCCAGUGAGCAGGCUCAGCGGCUGAUGGAGGAGAAGCUACAGAGAAACUACGAGCUGCUGUUGGAGAGCUGUGAGAAGGAGAAGCAGGCACUGCUACAGAACCUAAAGGAGGUGGAGGACAAGGCCAGCGCCUACGAGGACCAGCUACAGGGCCAUGCACAGCAGGUGGAGGCCCUCCAGAAAGAGAAGCUGAGCGCCAAGUUUGAGGGCAGUGAGCAGGUGCACCAGCUGGAAGAGCAGCUGGAGGCAAGGGAGGCCAGCCUCCGUAAGCUCGCCGAGCAUGUGCAGAGCCUCCGAGAUGAGCGGGACCUCAUCAGGAAGCGAUUCCAGGAGCUGACAGAGCGCGUGGCUGCAUCUGACAUGGACGCGGUUGAGCUCCAGGAAAAGCUGAGAGGAAGAGAGGCUGACUACCAGAGCCUGGAGCACUCCUACCGGAGUGUCUCCAGCCAGCUCCAGAGCAUGCACGCUCUGCUAAAAGAGAAGGAAGAAGAGCUGAAGCACAUCAAGGAGGUGCACAAGAAAGUUCUGGAAAAGAAAGAUCAGGACCUCAAUGAGGCUUUGGUUAAAAUGGUUGCCUUAGGGAGCAGCUUAGAGGAAACGGAAAUUAAACUCCAGGCAAAGGAAGAGAUUUUAAGGAAAUUUGCAAAUGAGUCUCCCAAAGGUGCAGAAGAGUUACCAAGCACCCUGGAAGAAACAGAAGAGGAUGGCAUUUCGCUCUUAGGCCAACAGCUCCAAGCCUCUGGGACACCCCUGGGCUUCCCCCACACAAAGCUCGAAGACGAAGACCCAGGGAUAGCCUCAGAGGAGCAGGGUGGUGACAGCAGCCCCAGUAGAGAAGAGAACAUGUUGUCCCCUAAGUCAGCAGAAGUAUCUGAUAGAGAGGGGCACCCACAGAGCACAGCCAAGCCUGACCAGGGAGUGCCUGGUGUUAAAAGGCAAAGAAUCCGGUUCUCCACGAUCCAGUGCCAGAGAUACAUCCACCCUGAAGGGUCUGAGAAGACCUGGACCAGCAGCACAUCUUCAGACACCAGCCAGGACAGGUCACCCUCGGAGGAAAGCAUGUCCUCAGAGGCUGCUGCCAGCACACUGCCCACAGCUGGUGACUCUGAGAUGUACCUCUCCAUCAUCCACUCCCUGGAGACCAAGCUCUACAUCACGGAGGAGAAGCUCAAGGAUGUGACUGUGAAGCUGGAGAGCCAGCAGGGCCAGAGCCAUGAGGCGCUGAUUGCACUGCACCACCAGUGGGCCGGCACCGAGGCACAGCUCCGCGAGCAGCUCCGUGCCAGCCUGCUCCAGGUGGGUGGGCUGGCCGCCCAGCUGGAGCAAGAGAGACAGGAGAGGGCCAGGAGCGUCCAAAACCAUGUUGGGGAGCUUGGAGACUUCCAGGUGAAAAACAGUCAGGCCCUGACUUGCUUGGAAAACUGCAGGGAACAGCUAAGAUCCCUGCCGAGGGCUGGCCAGGAGGACGAGCAGGACGCACACAUGGCCUCCCUGGCCAGCAUGGAGAGCGCACUUGUGAGUGCCAUGCAGGCCCUGCAGCAGUGGCCAGCCUCUGCAGAUGGCAGAGCCGAGAUGCAGCUAGAGGAGAACAGGCAAGUGGCCGCACAGCAGCUGCCCCACUGGCCUGAGCUGACCAAGCAGGAGCAGGUGAAGCUGCUGUCUGAUCAAAUAGCUCUGGAGGCCGCAUUGAUCAACCAAAUAGCAGACUCUUUAAAGAAUACAACGUCAGAUAUCUCUCGAGUUCUCCACGAGAUUUCUCAGGCUGGAAAUUUGCUGCUGGAGUCUGAAGGUUCCACGGUCUCUGCUGGGGCUCCAGCAGAUGCCUGGGCCAAGAAGGUGCUGGUGGAUGGAGAAUUCUGGAGCCAGGUUGAGUCCCUGAGUAAACACUUGGGGACGCCGGGAGGAGCAGCAGCUGGUGCAUCAGCAGGCAGGCAGCAGAAUGUCCUACAAGGCCUGGCCGACGCCACGUGGGUCAGGGCAGAGCUCAGCUUUGCCCUGCAGUCAGUAAAGGAGGCAUUCCACCGUAGGUUACAGAGCGUCCAGGAGACCCUGCAGGGGACCCAGAUGGCCCUGCGCCAACACAAGUGUUUGUUGGGGGAAAUCCUGGGAGCCUACCAAACCCCAGACUUUGAGAGAGUGAUACAGAAGGUGUCGGAAGCCCUCAGGCUUCCAGUAGGCACCGAAGAUGGUAUGCAGAUGUCCUGGGACCUGAGCCCGCUAGAAGUACUGAGUCAAGAUGCAGGUGGCUCCCAGGAGCACUUAAAUUUGUCUGACCAGAACUCUGGGGCCCUUGUUGCUAUUCAGGAAGAGCUUGCACAGCAGCUGAAAGAGAAGGCCAGGAUCUUAGAGGAGAUAUCAGCUGCCCUGCCGUCUCUGCCACCUGUGGAGUCUCUAAGAGAUUGUCAAAAGCUUCUUCAGGCUUCCCAGAAUCUCUCAUAUAAUACUUGUUUGGGAGGCCUCGGUCAGUAUUCUUCAUUAUUGGUUCAAGAUGCAAUUAUUCAGGCUCAGGUGUGUUAUGCAGCCUGCAAAAUCCGGCUGGAGUAUGAAAAGGAGCUCCAGUUCUACAGGGAGUCCUGGCAGACCAGGGCGGCCUCCUGCCGGGAACAGAUGCAAGCUUUCAGGCCCCUGAGGGAGGAAUACGAGGAACUACUUCGCAAGCAGAAGAAUGAGUACCUGGAAGUGAUUGCCAUCGUUGAAAGGGAAAAGGCAGAGCUCAAGACCAAGGUCACCCAGCUGGACCAUCAGCAGAGGUGUCUGGAAGAAGUAGAAAGCCAGCACAGUGAGAACAUGUUCGCUCUGCAAGGGAGGUAUGAGGAAGAGAUCAGGUGCGUGGUAGAGCAGCUGAACAGGACCGAAAACACGCUGCAGGCUGAGCGCAGCCGGGUCCUGAGCCAGCUGGAUGCCUCUGUCAGAGAUAAACAGGACAUGGAGCGGCACCAUGUGGAGCAGAUGCAGACCCUGGAGGACAAGUUCCAGCUCAAGAUCAAGGAGCUGCAAACAAUCCAUGAGGAAGAGCUGAGGACCUUGCAGGAGCACUACUCGCAGAACCUGCAGUGCUUGCAGGAGACCCUCAGCCUCUACCAGGGGCAGCAUCCUGGAACCCUGCCAGCCCCCUCCUCCAGCUGGCAGGAGCCCAUGGGUGCUCCACAGACAGCCGAGGGGCAGGCUGACUCCAUGAUGGGUCUUAGAGAGCGUAUCCAGGAGCUAGAGACCCAGAUGGACAUCAUGCGGGAGGAGCUGGGCCACAAAGACCUGGAUGGUGAUGCGGCCACACUGCGGGAGAAGUACCAGAGGGACUUUGAGAACCUUAAGGCCACGUGCGAGCGAGGAUUUGCAGCAAUGGAAGAAACACACCAAAAGAAGAUCGAAGACCUGCAGAGGCAGCACCAGCGGGAGCUGGAGAAGCUGCGGGAGGAGAAGGACCGCCUCCUGGCCGAGGAGACUGCAGCUACCAUCUCAGCCAUCGAAGCCAUGAAGAACGCCCACCGGGAGGAAAUGGAGCGUGAGUUGGAGAAGAGCCAGCGGUCCCAGAUCAGUAGCAUCAACUCAGACAUCGAAGCCCUGAGGCGACAGUACCUGGAGGAGCUGCAGUCGGUGCAGCGGGAGCUGGAGGUCCUCUCGGAGCAGUACUCACAGAAGUGCCUGGAGAACGCCCACUUGGCCCAGGCACUGGAGGCCGAGCGGCAGGCCCUACGGCAGUGCCAGCGUGAGAACCAGGAGCUCAAUGCCCACAAUCAGGAGCUGAAUAACCGCCUGGCUGCAGAGAUCACACGGUUACGGACGCUGUUGACCGGGGACGGUGGCGGGGAGGCCACUGGCUCGCCCCUCACACAGGGCAAGGACGCCUAUGAACUGGAGGUCUUAUUGCGGGUCAAGGAGUCGGAAAUACAGUACCUAAAACAGGAGAUCAGCUCUCUCAAGGACGAACUACAGACAGCACUGCGGGACAAGAAGUACGCUAGUGACAAGUACAAAGACAUCUACACAGAGCUCAGCAUCGCGAAGGCAAAAGCAGACUGUGAUAUCAGCAGGUUGAAAGAGCAGCUAAAAGCAGCUACCGAAGCACUGGGGGAAAAAUCCCCCGAGAAUACUGCUGUGUCUGGAUACGAUAUAAUGAAAUCUAAAAGUAAUCCUGACUUCUUGAAGAAAGACAGAUCCUGUGUCGCCCGGCAACUCAGAAACAUCAGGUCCAAGAGUCUGAAGGAGGGCCUGACGGUGCAAGAACGGUUGAAGCUCUUUGAAUCCAGGGACUUGAAGAAAGACUAGCUGUGUCGUGUGCAGCCUGAACACGCACCCUUCCUGGCUUGCGGCAGCACAACCCAAGCGCUACUUUUUUUCUGUACCUUUAUUUUUUGUUAUCGUUAUUACUGUCAUCAUUAACUGUGGGUACGGAUGCAUGAGAGGCUGGCUUAUGGGUUGUUCACACCAAUCCCUGCCGUGUUGAUUCUGACUUCCUGUCGUUUUUGUCAAAGCUUUUUUCCCAUGGUAUUCUAAAAUUAGGCAAGCAGUGGGGGCUGGGGCGGGGCCUCCCUCCUGACCAGCAUCUGUGUUAGAACCCCUUUCUUCCUGUGACACACCACACUCACUGUCAGUAUUAAGGCUCAGCAGCCUGUUGAUAAGCUAUCCCUGUCUCACCAAGAGCUGGUGAACAAACAGGGCCCGGCGGCUCCAGCCCUGCUGCAGUUGCUGAGCGCACCACAAGGUGGAUGUAGUUCCUACUAGUAGGUCAGAGAAAAAGCCACCCAGACGCCUGGCUUGGCCCGGAUCUCAGCACUGACAACUCGCUAGCUUAGCUGUUGGAGGAGGCACAAGGGCAUGGUAUAUGGCUUGACUGUACUGCCGUUCAACCUGGGAGAAGAGCAGCAUUUUGUAUAUGUUCCACUAAAGCAGCUUAGAACCACACCCCAGAUAAUCGUGGCAAACGUUUCACAACCUGGAAAAUGUUGAAAGCAACCAUUCCUAUUUUUGUUUGUUUUUUAUUAAAUCUUGCACAAAACCCCCGGCCCCUCUCCGUCCUUCCAUCCGCUCGUUCCUUUCUUGGUCUCCAGUAACCCUAUGGUCUCUUCGUAACUAUUGAGAUUGUUGACCCGCAGCCGAGGGUUUCAGACUCUGAUUGCAAAAAAAAACGGUGAAUUCCCUUGGGGAGUCAUUCAAAAGGGAAAAAGUUACUCGUUCUUUUUAUAAUCUUUCUGAAAAGAAACUUGUCAGUUGCUUUUGAAAAGGUUGAGAGGAGACCCUUGUGUUAAGUCAAGAAGAAAGUACAGAGGAUGUUGGAAUCUUGUGAGACCAGCCCAUGAGUACAUGCUCAACACUCUUAACUCUGACUUAAUUAAUCUGAGCUUUGAAAAGUUCUCUUGCAGCUUUUACCAUUAAAACAGCCUCGUUAAAGUAAACCAAUACUAACAAUUUUGCUCAUCCUAAUAAUUUUGCUUUUUCAAACAGUUUGAGCAAGACCUUUUUAACUGCCACAAAACAUUCUACAGCAUUUCUUGGAAAUCUUUUACAUUGGAGUUGCUACAAUGAAAACCAUUAAUCCCAUUAAGAUUAGGAGCACAAAGAAACCUCUAGCUGAGUGAGAACCAGUACUGCUUCCUUGAGGAGUGUGGUGGGAGUGUUUGGAGGAGCUCCUGGCCUCCUGGAUCCGUUGGUUUUGUUGCCAGGAGCUCACUUUCACUUUGUAUCAAUGCUCGAGUGAGUUUGAUGGUCUCCGUAGAUGUUUUGGGGGUAAAAAUGUUGAAAUCAUCUUGCUCAGUUCCCAGAUUAAGUCACUGAACAAGGUCAUCUGGGAAUACUCUGACCCCACCCCCAGUGGGUGGAAGGGCUGGAUGGAAGGCCCUGGGCUUUGGUUUAAGACUCAGGUCUAGCAUACUCUCUUCUCAGUGGAGUGGCUCUGUGCUCUCCAUGGGCAUAGAGCCUUCCCACACCUGUCACUCUUUUGUUACUAUUCUUCCAUGUUUUUAAUAACAAGAGAAAAGUAGAUCUGUUUUAAAAUGUACUUAUCAGGACCCCUCCUCCGUCCAAUUUAGAUUGGCAGCACUUUGAGAUCGAGACCGUGUAUGCCUUUUGUUUGAGCUCAGAAUGGGAAUGUGCACAAGGAUCGUUCGGGACUCCGCUGUCCCCCAUCACUGCUGACAUUUGGCAGGAUCUGGCUGGAGGGAGGUGUUUGUUGUUACCUGGUCUCUGGGCACUGCGAUUCUGUGUCAUUCUCUGAGGACUGCUGCCUCGCUGCCUGCCCUGCUGUAGUAUAGUUUCCUUUGUGACUGUCCCUGUUGCCGUGGGGACCCUCUGGCCUUUCUGCAGGCAGCUCCCUGCCUCCACCCUCCUGGAGCUCUGGACAGAGUCCCUCCAGGGCUCUGCACAGAUAUAGGCUCCUUCUGCCUUCAGACCUCAUAGUGCUGUAAAUAAAGGCAAGUUUGCCGAUAGGUCAAGGGAGCAUUUUGUUUUUCUUCAUCACUCACCCCUUGAGGCUGGACCUCCAGAACCCUAGGAAGCGAGUGUAACAUUUUGGGAGCUAGAGGCAGAGAUAGGGCAGACAAGGCAAGCUGGCCCUCAGUGAAGGCCCCUGUGUUUGGCUAGAGAAAACAGGACUCACUACCCCAGGGCUGGCUUAGUGUGGGGUGUUACCAGGAUACGGACAGUGAAUGCUAAGCCAGCAGAGAGGGGACACUCUGGCUCCUUUCUAACAAAAGGCUGCUCGGCUACAGCUCCCCAAACACCCUGCGCCUGCCCUGGCAUUUCAGAGUGUAGUCUCACAGGGCCAGCUGCUGCCUGGGUCAGGACAGGUCUGAGUUUCCUGCUGGUGGUUCUGUCCUCCAGCUGGAGUGACCAGCAAGAAAGAACAGAGAAGUUCUUCAUGGAACACCUGGAUGUGUCCCGGGAGCACAGACUAUUGCCCCAAGUGGCAGCACUGACACCAAUGCUGACAACUGCCUCAGGCUGUCCCCACCACACAGUCCCCUCGCUGCACAGGGAGCCCCUCACUGUACAGUCCUCACAGUGACCUUCCACUCCCUCCCUGCAUCCAAAUCCCCUGGAAAGGAAUUUAACCAUCGGAAUUCCAGAAAGAAGAAAGAAUAAAAAUGUAGGAGGCAGAACUGGUUUCUGUAUUGGUAGAGAAAGGACCUUCUUAGGUGGCUGCUGCAGGCAGUGGGCUGUAAACAGGAUUGUGUAGGUGUUGGGACCCGAUGGGUCUCAGGCUGCUCCCAGCAAACCAAGCAGUGGUGUCAAAAUAGACUUCACCAUUUUAAUUAAUCUCUUAUAAAUAUAUUCAUUUGUAAUCUGCUAGCAUCUGUAAGUAAGCCAUGCCAAACACAAUGGGAAAACUGAACAGUUUGACUUCGUUGGACAGUGUUUUUAACAUAUGCAUAAAUUACAUUGUGUCAGAGAGGAUCCUCCUUUUGGAGCCAGCAGGUACAAAGGCAAAAGAGAACAAGGAAAGACACGCCACACUCGGAGCUGAGGGAAGACUCAGCAAGGAUCUGGUUCUGCAGAGCGGUGGGAGCCAGUCACUCGCUCAUAGCCCAACCGCACGUGCAGGCCAGACUCAGGAAGUGGGAGUUGCCGUGAGCCUCAGACUGCCUGGAAGGAACACUGCCAGAUAAGACUAGGAAACAAAACUGAAGGCUUGAAAAACAGUCUUAUGGAAUGUAUUUACUGCCAUUCGUGUCACUGCAGAGGGAGACGAAUACCUAACGUGUGCCACAUGGGAAUACACUGAGAAGGCAGCUGCUGGUGUAGAGGGGGCGGGACAGCAGUGCAUGCUGGCUAUGGCAUGCGCUGCACACAUCUGCAGGGCCCAGGGGCAAGUGCCUGCCUCAGGAUGCAUGUGUGGGGUCUCCAUGGACUCCAGCCAGUGCAGCAGUACUGGCACCCAUGGGCACACCACCUACACCAACCAGCAAUCCAUUUCUUCUCUGUUCCUUGCUAAUGUCCCCCUGGUUACUGAGCUGGGAUGAGCAACCCCAGGUCCCGUGUGACCUACUGGGCUGAGAAUAUGGAGGGUGGCAUCAUUUCAGGGUUGGGGGAAGCUGUGCUGUUCCUUACACCUGUGUGUGAACUUUCUGUGCCAGCCACACACCAGCUUUCUUUAUGCCGCUCCCCACUGACUGGUCUACGUUCUAAGAGUCUCCACGUGAGUGAAAAGAGUGCAGCCCAUCGCCAUCUAUUUUUCCUGAAAAUAAAAGUUUGCUCAUCACACUCUUAAAGAAGCUUGGAAUUGAAGACCUUUUUAUAAGACAUAAUCAAAAAAAAAAAACAAAAAAGCCUGUGACCCUUUUGUUACCAAAAAAGGGGGAUAGUAAGUAUUUUCAAAGCUUUGCAAAGGACAGGGAAGUAAGUGUAUGAUACUGUAUUUCAAAGGAGUUCAAUGUUAAAAUUUCAAAGAAAGGUUUGGCAUUUUAAUGAAAAGCUUUACUUCCCUGGAAACAUUCAGAAUAAUUCACACCUUGAAAGUCCUGGAUAGUUGGGUUGUCACAGCUCGUGCCCAAGGAACCUGCUUACAAACAGAUUUGAACGCUGCUCUGCUGUCCACGUUGGAGCCCUGGAAGGACACGGCAGAGAUGCAGCACCCAGCCUUGGACACCUGCCCCUCCCGCGUGCCACGCCAGCCCUGCAGUUCUCAGUGCCCUGGCAAAACAGACUUGGGAAGAAAUCUACUGAGAACUUACGUAUUCAACAGGUCUUUAAAAUGAAGGUAUUUGCGUACUUUUUUCCAUCUUGCAUCUUUAGGCUUUUCCUGCUGGCAUUCUUCCUAAGAGCAGUUCCUAGACUGCCUGGUGCAAGCAUCUCCCUCAGUAUGCGAAUACGAAGUCCCUGCAGGGUCUCAUGUACAGGUACACUCCUGGCUUUUUCAGUCACCAAACCCUUAACCUUAACUGUAAACUCAGAUACUAGAUUUUUAAUCUUAUGAAAGGUCAUCAAGUCAAAAGGUGACGCCCACCAUUGUUCUCGACCCCAAGUAGCAGGAAAGCCUGAGAUGCACGUUCCUCCUUUCCGAGCACCUACAGCGACUUAUUCUCUAGACUGCCCUUUUGAAGUGGCUGUACACAGCACUUAUGUACAGUUUUGUAUAUUUACACACAUGUACAAACAACUUCCAGCAAGGUCAUACAUCCCACAGUUGAAAACAGUAAGGAUCGGCCUGACGUGAGGUUUAGUAAAACCACUUGCUUUAGGUUCUGUAAUAGGGAACAUGCGACAUAAGCCCCGUGUGAAAGGAACAUUCUCAGUUUCUCACACGUUUUGUCUGCCAUGGAAGAGGCCCUGCCUUUUUUUUUUUUUUUUUUUUUUUUUUUGCUUUCUUUUGUUCUUUUGAGGAUGAGUUUCAAAUAUUCUUGUUUCUCUAUAAAGGGAAGAUGGCUCCCUUUCUGAAAUCCUUCAACAAAAGCGAAGACGCUUAGCAGAGUAGGGGAGUUAACAGCUAAAACCUAAGUCGUCCCUGUAGGUGGAGCGGGUUACUACCUGUGUGAACACACUACGGGCCAGAGUCCUCCCAGCGUUCAUAUACAGUACUUUGAACAGUAGAGCUACUGCAUGCUCUGUGUAGCCUGCAAUUUCUCUGUAUUUACAAGCAGCUGUGUUUAUUUUCUUCCAAAUAACCUGUAUAUUAUUCAGAGCAAGCAGUGUAAAUAUUACUAAAGUUACUGCAGGGAUUUUUGUGACAAAGUUUGUGUGAGUCUUUUUAAAAAUCUUACACAGAUGUCCCUUUUUAAGGUGGGGGGAACAGCUUUGGGUACAAUGUUGAACCCCACCCAGCAUUAUAAGGAAAUGUCUUUAUUUAUUUAAUGACUCUUGUAUCUUUUUAAAAGCUUUGGUCAUUUAAGAGAUGGUUUUAAAGAACGUAUACGAUAUCUACAGUAAGGAUAACCCUGGAUUCAUGAACUGUUUUUCAUCGAAAGAAUUGUCAUAGCUGUUCUUGGUAGAGCCAUUCAAAGUCCUCAAGUAAAAUCAGGAAAGUGAAGACAACAGUAGUUUCAUCUUCACCAGACUGUUUCGCAUAGUGACUUAAGAUUUGUAGGGAGACUUGGUUUAUGGCACAGUUCUGGGAUCAGGGGUCUAAAUACGUAGUUUCUGACAACUUUAAGACGACUCACUGGGCAAGCUGUGUGCAAAGCAGCUGAGCUGUGUGGGUUCCCCAGGUUUUGGUUAUAUUGUGUAAGUCCUUGGAGGUUGCAAAACUUGAAAUGUGUCUUACUUCAUAAGAUGUAUUUUUGUUAAAUUGUUAAGGAGACAUUUAGUCACAGAAGUGUGAAGAAUUGGACAAUCCAGUACCAUAGGAUGACCUGGGGGGAUGUUAAGUUCCAGGUGAGUGUAAUACAGUGGCGAGCCUCAGAAUGCAGCUGCGGUGGCGGCGGGGGGGCCUUCCCUGGGCUGCGGUGGGAAUUCACCAUAAAGAAUGAAGUUUUGGAAAAGUAGUUGUCAUCACAUACAGACAGCCCACCUGCAGCCUGCCAUGGUCAACAUGCCCGUUGCUUUUUCCACCUUUAGAAGUUAGUUGUAUCACAAAUGUAGUUUUAUUUUAUAGAAAGCUAGGAAUAUUGUAAACAACACUAAAUUCACUAUUGUGUUAUGUUUAUGUCAUAGAACUUCAAUUAAAAUGGAUUAAAAGGAUUUUAGGAUUUACCUUUAGUGUUUACAACUUAUCUAUUGACUUAUUUGUUAGGAUUCAAAACCACUUAAGUGAUAAGAAUUAAUUCAUGUGGUUUUCCUAAGGUAAUAUUUAUAAAAUGUAAAGUAUUCAAGUGGCUCCUCAAAAAUUACAAUUCUUAAUGGUUUUUCUCACAAAUAUACCCUUCUAUCAAGGUGAAUGUCUCAAUUCAGAGACUAGACAUACUAUGCCAAACUGCUGAGGGAGCUGAUACGCGAACAGAGUGGAAUGUAGGUGAUUUCUGUCUGCUGUGUGUGACAGGCUCGGAAAUAAUUAACAGAAUCACUUCUGCCACAGCUAAGUAUUUCAAUAGUUGCAUGAUAAAUGUUCAAAGGACAAGUUUGUAUAAUUUUAAGUGGUGUUUAAUUUCUGUUCUAAUACUAAGUGGUAAUGCUCGCCAGACCAAAAAUUACAUGCAGAAGAAAACAGGCCUGAGCCAGGAGGGCUGAGCCUCCCCAGGUGCCAGCUCGGGUCUCAGGUCUGAGAUGGCUCCUGGACGUGGAGCACUCCGGGGUCAUCUUCUGUCAGACUGCAGUGUCCUGAAGAGAAAAGCCUGGCUAGCUGAGCUCUCUCUCUCUUUUUUAAACAAGGUUUGUGAUCAACUGUUCACUACAAUUAAAGUAUUACUUUGUCAAAAUAUUUUUUCCUUUGUGUGUGCUAGAUUUCCAUGGAUGUAGCUGGUCAUUUUUAUUUUGUAAAUAUUACCUAACUUUACAUAAACUAUAUCGUAAUAAACUAUUUUUCCAUCACCCUUUG
This is a messenger RNA of Cynocephalus volans (Philippine flying lemur), 14465 nucleotides long. RefSeq names its product myosin phosphatase Rho interacting protein (gene MPRIP). The record is from RefSeq and is a predicted model, not a curated record. Gene Ontology annotation, cellular component: actin cytoskeleton. Gene Ontology annotation, molecular function: actin filament binding. The coding region runs from base 62 to 7330 and encodes 2422 amino acids. Lineage: Eukaryota; Metazoa; Chordata; Mammalia; Dermoptera; Cynocephalidae. The transcript is spliced from 24 exons.